Molecule: messenger RNA, 1437 nt
Organism: Scylla paramamosain (green mud crab)
Lineage: Eukaryota; Metazoa; Arthropoda; Malacostraca; Decapoda; Portunidae
Product: lysozyme C-like
Exons: 5
Coding region: 152-823 (223 amino acids)
Molecular function (GO): lysozyme activity
Source: RefSeq, a predicted model, not a curated record
CUGCCGGGCCGGGUGCGAGGCGGGGACACGAUAAAGGCCUCGCCACGCGGGCUACUGGUCCAUAGGUAGCCAGGGCGCGGUGCGGUGUACAUCUACUGGCGUUCCUCUGGGUAGUGGCUACUGACCGGCGGCUUUUUGUGACUUCGGCAAGAUGAGGCUCCUGGUGCUCCUGCUGGUGACGUGUGCUACACUGGUGGUGGGGAAGAUAUUUACCAAGUGUGAACUGGCCUCUGACCUGGAGAAUCGCUAUGGGGUCGCAAAGGAGGACGUCAAGAAAUGGGUCUGCAUCGCCCAGUUUGAGUCUACCUUCAAUACUGCUGCCAUCAACCACCACAACUAUGACCACAGCAAGGACUUCGGGCUCUUCCAGCUCAACAGCAGAUACUGGUGUGGUGACAAGGGCAAGAACGUGUGCAAGAUGCCAUGCACAGCUCUCCUGGACGACGACCUGACGAAUGAUGUGCAGUGCAUGAAGAAGAUCAUAAGGGAGACGGAGAAGUGGAAGGGAAAGGGGACAGGACUGUCAGCUUGGGUUGCUUACGAAAGAAGGUGUAAGAAUAUGAACCUCGAUGAGUACAUAGCUGAGUGUUCGACCAACGCCGAUGCCUCCAACACAAUCCCCGUCAGACAAGUCUCUGCUGGCAACAAUCCACCCCGUCAGGAAAACAUACCGGGGGAUUACGUGCCUAUCAUAAAUAACGCCCGUGUUCCCAUCAGGCCUAAGGUUAUUAGUAACAUGCAUCCCCCUUACAUGCGCAUCCCCAUGCAUGGUCCUUUCAUUGCACCAAGUCCUUACCACUUCUUCUAUCAGAGAAACUACUGAAAAUAGGUGACAAGUGGUAAGUGUGGCUGAGUAAAUAGACUGUUAGGCUACAAGUGGUAAUAAAAAAAAAUGUUUGUCUUUAUUAUACAAUUUGAAAUUUAUAUAUAAAUAUAUUUUUUUGUAACUUUGUUAUUGUAUUCAUCUAUCUGUAACCAUAAAGAGUGAAUAAGUUGCCAAUGUUUAUCACAGUUAUAAUAAUAAUAAUUAUUAUUAUUUAUUGUUAUUAUUAUUAUUAUUAUUAUUAUUAUUAUUAUUAUUAUUAUUAUUAUUAUUAUUAUUAUUAUUAUUAUUAUUAUUGUUAUUAUUAUUAUUAUUAUUAUUAUUAUUAUUAUUAUUAUUAUUAUUAUUAUUAUUAUUAUUAUUAUUAUUAUUAUCAUCAUCAUUACUGUUGUUGCUGUUGUUAUUAUUAUUAUUAUUAUUAUUAUUAUUAUUAUUAUUAUUAUUAUUAUUAUUAUUAUUAUUAUUAUUAUUAUUAUCAUUAUUAUUAUUAUUAUCAUUAUUAUUAUUAUUAUGAUUGUAACAAUUUUCACAUGUUUUGUGAUUUUAAGGCAUUAUAAUUUCAGACUGCAUUUAUUGCACAACAUUGACACGCAAUAAAAACAUGCUUGUCCUAC